Molecule: messenger RNA, 2049 nt
Organism: Symbiodinium sp. CCMP2592
Lineage: Eukaryota; Dinophyceae; Suessiales; Symbiodiniaceae
Source: the annotation of a GenBank genome assembly
AUGGAUGCAAGCCUCUCGCUGCCGCUGACUCGCGAAGCGGCCAUCGCGAACAGCCAUGACUGGGAUGCGGAGUACAAGCGACGAAACAGGUGUCGCAAGAUCACCUACGACUUCCUGCACCCGCGUGACCAAGGUAUAGAGAAAUACUACUCGCGGAUCUUCUACUACUCCUCUCUGGCCCUCCAGUGGUUGCUGGUCAGCCUUGUCGCGAUCAAUGUGACCCAGGCGGCUGUCUUCCUGAUCUUGCUCCACUGGGACGUGAAGCUGGAUGAUGCUAGCCAGAUCGUGGCUGGCUCCGACGUGGUGGUGGUGCUCACCACCGUGGUGUUCACGCUCACAUUUCUGCUGCGGCUGUGGUCCUGCGUGGAAGAGCAUCCCUCCCUUAGCCUGGAACCCUGGAGGACGCGCGGGCGCUUUCUGCGAAGGCCGCUGAACGCCCUGGACCUUCUUUCGGUGAUCCUGCUCUGGUGCAUCAUUCUUCAACCUCUCGAGCAUGGCUUUACGCAGGAGGCGGGGGCCGGUGGUGCUCUGUCCGUCGCCUGGAGAUUGGGCUUCAAGAGGAUAUUGCUCGCCUUGUUCGUCGCAUCCGGGGGAGUCGGCCAUGCAACUUAUAACCAGGUCCUGACGCCCAAAGCAAAGGCCGAUGGCCGGGUGGUUGAAGAGAAGAUCUUGGAGUACGACUUCCAAGCUGACUCCUGGCGGCCGAACAGACGGCAAAGCCACGCCGGCGACAGCAAACGGCGCAGCGUCUUCGAAAACCUUCCUCAGGAAGAUGCUUUCGGUUUCGAUCCCAAGUCUGGAGGCAAAUUCAGGCUGCUGCUGGUGAUGAGCGCUGCACUGAGUUCAAUGAUCUCCUUCUUUGUUGACCGCGGUGCCGGAGUCCUGCAGAUGCUGACGAAUGAUGUCCUCGACUUCUUUCUCCACGUCUUCGGGGGCCUGGGAGAGUCGUCCUUUGUGGGCUUCUUCAUCCUCUUACUCUGUAACGCCUGCCUCCUCUGGAGCGCCUAUGCACUCGUCCGGCUCUCGCCGGAAGCGGCAGGAAGCGGGCUUCCCGAGGUGAAGUGCAUCCUCAGUGGGAUCUCGCUUGAGAACUUUCUGAAGCCACGAGUGCUAGCCGCAAAGUCGAUCGGUCUGAUGCUGGUGCUGGGCGAGUCCCUACCUGUCGGUAAGGAAGGGCCCUUUGUACAUAUCGCCUCUUGCGUCAGCGCUGCACUGUUGAACUGGCCGAUGUUUGCUCGGGUCAGCCUGGAUCGCCAAGAGGUGCUCUUGGCUGCGGUGGCCGUUGGCGUAGGCGCAACGUUUUCAGCCCCUGUGGGUGGCGUGCUGUUCGCCCUGGAGUUGAUGAUGCCACGGCUCUACGAUACCUCCUCCUACUCUGCCUGCUUUUUCGCUUCGACCUUCGGUACCUUUGUCUUCAUGUGUUUGAACAUGAUUACCUCGGGUAGCGGCCAGCUGAAGCCUCUCUUCAACUCGGACAUCACUGCAGAGAACUCGCCGACGCUGGCGGCGGAGAUUGUGUUUAUCAUACUGUGUCUCUUCACUGGCGCCCUUUCUGGGGCUUUGGCAAGCAGCUUCGUUCUCUGUCACAGGAAAGCGGUUGGAUACAUGAACGCCCUGCGGGGCUUGGCACCACUCUGCGGCGAGCAGAAGGCUGGUCAGUCCGUCCGCCGGGACAUGCUCGUCUUCCUGGGCGCUGCGGCCGUCGGCGCGCUCCUGCGAGUGGGAACUGGCAUCAAGCUUCUGACCUUGGGAACGGGUCCGUUCCUCACGGAGAUCUUCCGUCGGGAGGCGCACCUGCAACAUCCUGAGCUGGCGAAAGCCUCCGGGCUCCUCUUCCUGGCCGUUGCGAAGACAUCCUACACAAUCAUGGCGCUGUCCAUGCCGGUCCCUGCAGGCGUUGUGGCUCCCUCCCUGAUGCUGGGGGGAAUCUUUGGCAGAUGCGUGGCAGCUGCCAUCCCGCCAAGUAUGCAGGAGUUUCUCGCGCCUGACGGCGACUUUGGCCAGUACAUUGCGAGGUUACGGGUUUCGAUUGUGAAGCGCUCUGCAUGA